This is a messenger RNA of Cucurbita moschata (crookneck pumpkin), 522 nucleotides long. RefSeq lists its product as uncharacterized. The record is from RefSeq and is a predicted model, not a curated record. NCBI's taxonomy places the organism in Eukaryota, Viridiplantae, Streptophyta, Magnoliopsida, Cucurbitales, Cucurbitaceae. The transcript has 2 exons. The coding region runs from base 158 to 361 and encodes 67 amino acids.
CCAAAACUCCUUUUGAAAUACAAACCUCACUCUUCCAAACCAAAUCCAAAUCCAAAGUCCGUUCAAAACACUCCGAUCCUCCGUCUUCCGUCUUCCUUCUUCCUCUGAAUCGCUAAUUCGCAACUACUGUAACCAAGAUCCGGCCGGCGAAGCCACGAUGUGCUGCUUCGGAAAGGUGUGCAUGCUGUGCACGUGCCUGAUUCUGGUGGUCGUGGCCGUCGGAUUCCUCUUCGGAUUCGGAGUUUUCAAAGACGGAUUUCACAAGAUUAAAGAUAAGGCCGAUUUCUGCGACGGAGGUAUCUGCGGCAGUGGCGGCGGCGGCGGAAGGCCUUUCUUCGCUGCUCCGCCUCCUCGUUUCUAGGUUUUCUCCUCUUCUGUGGAUCUUCGUUUCGAUUUUUUUAUUAUUUAUUUAUUUUUUUUAAUUUAGGGAUAUUAUGUUUAAAUUACGGUUUACACGAUUUUUACUUCUUUUCUACGAUAAAUACUGGUUUAAAUAAAAUUAUUGAAAAAUAGGUUUUAGGA